This is a messenger RNA of Acanthamoeba castellanii str. Neff, 2067 nucleotides long. RefSeq names its product MHCK/EF2 kinase domain containing protein. Bases 1 to 2067 code for a protein of 688 amino acids. The record is from RefSeq and is a predicted model, not a curated record. Gene Ontology annotation, molecular function: ATP binding; cysteine-type deubiquitinase activity; cysteine-type endopeptidase activity. NCBI's taxonomy places the organism in Eukaryota, Discosea, Longamoebia, Acanthamoebidae. Gene Ontology annotation, cellular component: nucleus; cytosol. Gene Ontology annotation, biological process: protein deubiquitination; protein phosphorylation. The transcript has 8 exons.
AUGGCGGAGGUGUUGAAUGGAAUCUUCGCUUUUUUCCUGCCGGACACCAGGGCUGAAAAGCCUCUGCCGAAUGCCACUGGUGACCUCUGCGAAAAGGACACAGUCGCCAAGGCGCGGGAGUGGACCACGGAGUAUGCAAGCAAAUUGAACAUUCCAGCAGAGUGCAGCCCACUACCGGCCCAGGUCAUGGCGAGCCUCGGAAAGAGGAAAGCGGAUGAGAUCGGAGGAGACUCGGUGGUGGGCCCUCGACAACUGGUGAAGGCAAGGAUAGCGGUGGCAGCACCAACAGUUCCUGUUGGGCUCAAAGGGCUGCGCAACAGUGGUAACUCCUGCUAUUACAACAGCGUCAUCCAGUGUCUUGUGCGCCUUCCUGUGAUGCGAGAGUUUGCUCAGGCCUCCCAGCCAGACGACUCGCGUCCGUUCACCCUCGCCCUUCGCAAGCUUAUCACGAGCAUGUGGGACGCCACUUGCACGGAGGUCGCAUCCGAAGAUCUACGCGUCUGUAUCGUUGCCAAGUACCUCCUGGGAAGCCACCAGCACCAAGAUGCGCAGGAGAUGCUAUGGUGCCUGUUCAACAGUCUCCAGGACGAGGAAGACCAGCGUUUGCAGAGCAAGCAACCCAACUUUGCUCGAAUCAACUUCUACAGCAUGUUUUGGAGCACAGUUAGCUGUCGAGGCUGUUCUCACGCGAGUACAACAGAUGACCCCACUUUUCCCAUCUCCGUUGCCAUUCCGCCGCGGGAGAUAUCACCGAUCACGCUGUUGGCAUGCCUCAACAACCACUCAGCCCUCGAGUCAAUCGAAUAUACUUGCAGUGGCCCGAGGUGCCGGGGCGGUGGCGCCACCAGGCAGCUUCGGAUCCAAAAUGUCGCACCUGUCCUGGUCAUCCAUCUGAAGCGCUUCUCCUCAGAUGCAGGCGUAAUGUACGGCUCUUCCCUCAAACCCCACCCCGAUUCCAUCAUAUGGCGUGUCCCGUACGAGCUGUGCGGUGUCGUCGAGCACACGGGCACGAUCGAUCAGGGGCACUACGUAGCCUACGUGCGUGCCGAGGACCAGCGCUGGUACAAGCUCGACGACGCCAAGCCUCCGCGCGAGGUCUCCUUCGACGGAGUGGUUGCGCGGUCCAACGCGUACCUCCUUUUCUACGUGCGCGCCGGUGGCCCGGACCUCGCCGCUCAACCAGCCACGUUGCAGCCAAAGGUCCCCUUCGAAGCACCGGUGGUACGCGCGGCCACAGUGACUCCAGGCACGAUGAUCCGCACCACCACCGCUACCACCAUGGCCCCUCCUCCGGCACCCACGUCGCUGGGGUUGUCGUCGCCAGCCGAGAGGUCAGCACGACUGGCCAUGGCGUGGCCGCUCCAGCGCGAGGAAAAGAUCCUCUGCCGAAAGCUCAACGGCGUUAAGCCUGCGGGUGGCUACGAUUGGCAAGAAUCGGAGCUGCGCUGCGUAAUUCACAAUCGCCGGGUGGCAGAGGGCAGCCACCGCUACGUAGUACUGAUCGACGUUCUGGGUGCUGCCUCGAAGGCCGCCCCGCACGUGCUCAAGGUCACCAAGCCCUUCAUUACAUCGCGGCUUCCGAAGGAGAUCAGCCUCAUCGCGCUGCUCGAGGCCGAGGCCGAGGCCCACCAGCUCGCUAAGCGCUGGAACGAGCUAAAGAUCUCGCACAAGCCGAUCCGCUUCAACCCGGUCCACGUGGUCCAACUCCAGCGUGAGCCGCCUCAAGUGGGCCUGCUGGAGCCCUUCCUCGAGGGGGCCUACGUGAAGCACAACGACAACGCCGGCGGCGUGUACAUGCCCGUCGAGGGGCGCGAGCGCGAGACACCGCAAGCCUUCAGCCACUUCACAUUCGUAGCGACCAAGGGCCGCGGGCUGGUGUGCGACAUCCAGGGCGUCGGCGACUUGUUCACCGACCCGCAGAUCCACACCGACCCGCGCGAUGAGUUCCCUGUGCCGGGCAACAGAGGGCUGGAGGGCAUGCGCGACUUCUCCAUGACCCACCGCUGCAACCCGCUCUGCUUCGCGUUCCUCAAGAAGCUCGACGCCGAGGCCAGACCCCUCCCCUGA